GCGGAGAGUGACCCUCAGGGUUGUGUGCGCUGAGCGGAGGCUCAGGCCAGGCCGGGACGCGCUAGCCCCUUGAGCAGGGGCAGGGGGUGGUGGGGGCUGGAGUCUUGUGGGGUGGAGGCUGAGCUGGCUGGGGAGGGGUCUGUGGGACACUGAGAUUUGGUGAGUUAUAACGGGCUUGGGGGGAUUCCCCCUUCCAGACUAGGGAUUCUCGGGGGGCUGUGAUGCUCGUGGGGAAAAGUCAGUUUGUUUACUCCUCCUCGCUCACAUCCAAAAAGCUGUGAGCUUUGUAGUUAAAAAUUUAAUCUGGACACCCCCCUAUAUGGUUGUAAAAGAAGAAUUCGAGUAAUAAAAGACUUUAAAAAUUGAAGUUGGCAAACGUACAUGGAUUUGAUUGGCUAAAAAAUUAUUUCUGUGCAGAUGGGAAGCAUCAGCGUGGCCAGCAUGUAAUUAUUUUUACACAUCUAGAAUAGUAGCUAGAGUCAUUAAAGAUCUCACCUUAUGCACUGGCAAUAAUGUAUUUAAAGAUGUAUCUGCUUAGUAGGAGAGCAUACAGUGGCUUGCUUUUCAGUCAAAGUUCCAUGGCAACUUGCCUUAGAAGAGGCAAAAGUUUAAUCAAGCCUUGUAUAUGUAGAAAUAUCAGCCUCUCCUGUCAGAGAUAUACAGUUAUGGCAUCGUGGAUAAUAGAUAGAUAUGGGCGAAAUGAUGUGCUACGAUUUACAAAUAACAUGAUGUUCCCUGUAAUACAUUUUCCAAAUGAAGUCAUUAUUAAAGUCCAUGCUGCAAGUUUAAACCCUAUAGAUGUUAAUAUGAGAAAUGGUUAUGGAGCAGCUGCUUUAAAUGCAAAACGUGAUCCACUGAAAUUGAAAAGCGCCAGGAGUGAAUUUCCUCUAACACUUGGUCGAGAUGUAUCUGGUGUAAUUAUGGAAUGUGGUCUAAAUGUGUCCUAUUUCAAACCUGGAGAUGAGGUAUGGGCAGCAGUUCCUCCCUGGAAGCAAGGCACUAUAUCAGAGUUUGUUGUAGCUAGUGGAAAUGAGAUCUCUCACAAGCCCAAGUGUCUCAGUCACAUAGAAGCUGCCUCCAUACCAUAUGUCGGUCUAACAGCAUGGUCUGCAAUGAACCAAAUUGGGGGACUGAACCAAGAUAAUUGCAGUGGGAAACGAAUAUUAAUUUUCGGCGCUUCAGGUGGAGUUGGUACCUUUGCUAUCCAGCUAAUGAAAGCUUGGGGUGGUCAUGUGACAGCAGUUUGUUCUCAGGAUUCCAGUACCCUGGUGAAAAAGCUUGGAGCAGAUGAUGUGAUUGAUUACAAAUCUGGAGAUGUAGCAGAGCAACUGAAAAUGUUACCAUUGUUUGAUUUCAUCCUAGAUAAUGUUGGUGGACCUACUGAAAAAUGGUCUCCAGAUUUACUCAAGAAAUGGUCAGGAGCCACAUAUGUUACUUUGGUAACACCCUUUCUACUGAAUGUAGACAGGCUUGGAGUAGCUGAUGGCAUGCUGCAAACAGGAGUCACGAUUGGAAGCAAAGCUGUAAAGCACCUCUGUAAAGGAAUCCAUUAUCGAUGGGCAUUUUUCACACCGAGCGGCCAAUCUUUGGAUGAGAUAGCAAAACUGGUUGAAUCAGGAAAGACAAUCCAUGGUAGAAAAAUUAAGGACCGAAGACAGCAGAGCCUGAGAGAUCUCUUCACAACAGACUUGAAGCACAAUGCAUGAGAAGCUGGCAGCACUGCACCUGUGCAGAGGAGCUUCACUAUAAACAUGUAAACAGGGAACUUUGCAGAUAGUUUCACUAAA
Gopherus evgoodei (Goodes thornscrub tortoise) is the source of this 1787-nucleotide messenger RNA. RefSeq names its product reticulon 4 interacting protein 1 (gene RTN4IP1). The transcript is spliced from 9 exons. Gene Ontology annotation, cellular component: mitochondrion. Gene Ontology annotation, molecular function: zinc ion binding; oxidoreductase activity. The coding region runs from base 513 to 1706 and encodes 397 amino acids. NCBI's taxonomy places the organism in Eukaryota, Metazoa, Chordata, Testudines, Testudinidae. The record is from RefSeq and is a predicted model, not a curated record.